Messenger RNA from Suillus plorans, 749 nucleotides. RefSeq lists its product as uncharacterized. The annotation marks the transcript as partial. The record is from RefSeq and is a predicted model, not a curated record. Lineage: Eukaryota; Fungi; Basidiomycota; Agaricomycetes; Boletales; Suillaceae. The transcript is spliced from 3 exons.
UGUACUUUUCCAAUGCUUUACCCUCUUAACAUUCUGCUCAUCGGAUAACUUUCUGUAGGCGCAUCCACGUUCCACAUACCUGCAACACAUCUGAAAUCGAACAUAGAGCUCGAAGUCUAUCGUCUGAGUCCCUUGCCGCACGGCAUGCAAAGUUUACUCCGCCAAGUGCCCAGUCCACGCUCGAUAGUGAUGUAAUUGGACUCUCUGACUCUCUUAGCGAUAAGUCAUCUGAGCAAUUAUUGCAGCAAAUCCUCAACACUCUUCGAAGUUCCAACAUCAUGGAAAAGGGAGCAAAGGAUGAGCGAUCGCGAUUCUGGACGGUAUACCAAAAGGUUGCAUCACAACACGACGACGAUUUUUUGGAGCAAUAUGGUGGUGACAUGGAUAUUGUCUUGAUCUUUUCUGGCCUAUUUUCCGCAGUGAAUACGGCGUUCAUCGCUACUAUGGGGCCUAGCGACGCUACUCCCACAGAUGCUUUAUUGACGCAAAUCAUCACACUGAUGGUAAUGAACAGCCAUGGAACCCCUAUCACAGAUACUUAUCCGCUUCCCGUACCACCUGCAUAUUCCAACGGGCAAAUAUGGUUUCAGACACUAGCUUAUGCCAGCCUUUCAUUCAGCCUUCUCGCAGCAUUCGGCGCCGUUUUGGGUAAACAAUGGCUCCGCAUCUACAAGCUUAAACGGUUCGGGUGUGGAUCCCUCGAGGAGCAGGGCAAGAACAGACAACAAAAAUUUGACAGCCUCAAAGCG